UUUUUAAACUUGAUUAAACACGAUAAUGGCGGACGCUGAAACUGGUCGCGGUCAGUUGAAAGAGACAAGGAAAGCUUUAUUUCGGACGCCAGAUCAAGAUGACAAUAGUAAGGCACCAGAAGCGUUGGAGGCCUUACUAAACAGAAUUCAAGUGGACAUCGAAGUGGAUUCUAACCUUCAAAGUCUUAGAAAAGAGAUCCAUGAACAGGCUCUAACUAAGUUGAGACAGGAAUUGACUCAGAUUGGUCAAGAUGAAUGGAUGUACAAACCCAUUGAUCAGAUUAUUGGAUUUUGAGCUGUUCAUUGGGUUGCACAGUUACUUGUAGCAAGGUCCCAAGAAGGAGUUUAAUUAAGGCAUCAAUGAUGAAAAGACAACUCAAGUUAGCAGCACGUCACAAGACAACAAGAUGCAGGUUAUAGCUAUGUUGGCCAAACAAGAGACAGCCAGGCAAUUUUUGUACUGAUAGAAUGAUGCUGUGUUGUUUCAAAGAUUCCCACCAUGACUAGGACUUACACUAACUUUUCAACUUACUAGCCAAGUGGCUUGUGUUAACUUAAAUGUUUUUACAAUUUCAGUUUGUUUCCUAGCCAAACUGGCUGGUGGAAAUCAAAAACCACCUAGUCAAAACUGAAUUUCUACCAGUCUGUGGCUAGUUUGCUACCAUUAGUGUUAAGCUCUGACUCUAAGAGAGGGUUAUUGAUUAAUGCACAGUGCAAUCAAUUGGAGAUAAAUGAAUGACUCAGACACUUGACCCUUAACACCCUAACAUCAGAAUCCUAAUUCUCCAUACUCUUCUCUACACAUUUUCUUUAGUACUGGCAAGGAGAAUACAGUUAACAAUCAAAGCUUCUUAGGUUGGCAGUCAUUUACUUUAUUCUGAAUAUCUUUUUUAAUAAUUCAGCAGUAUUACACAUUGUUCUCCAGAAGCACCAAGCAAGAAGGCAAGAAGAAACAUCUAAGUGCAAAUUAUGUACAAAUCAAGUACGAGUAUCCUGCAAUACUGUGGAGUUGGUAAUAAUGUACUGUCAAAAAACCUGUUUUCUGGUUGGCUGUGCAUGUAGGCUUCUCUUUCUACCU
Messenger RNA from Stylophora pistillata, 1078 nucleotides. RefSeq lists its product as uncharacterized. NCBI's taxonomy places the organism in Eukaryota, Metazoa, Cnidaria, Anthozoa, Scleractinia, Pocilloporidae. The record is from RefSeq and is a predicted model, not a curated record. Gene Ontology annotation, biological process: protein ubiquitination. Gene Ontology annotation, cellular component: anaphase-promoting complex.